AUGCCCAGUCUUACAGUCGGAAGCAAGAGGCGCGCGGACGAGGAGGAGUCACAGUCGUCCCGUCCGGCCAAGAUUCCGCGCCUGAGCCGAGGCGACGACAUGGAAGCGGCUCCUGGGACCGCCGCCGCCGCCGCUGCUGCUGCCCUUCUUACGCCGCCCCCAGAGACAGAAGGCGAGCAGCAACAGCAACAGCAACAGCAACAGCAACAGCAACAGCAACAGCAACAGCAACAGCAAGGGGAUGAAGACACAGCCGCGGCUUCGAUCCCUCGGCAGCGAGCAGACGAAGAAGGGGAACGGACGGAAGGCCAGGAACGGCAGGAAGGAGAGGAAGGCGACGAAGAGGACUUGGAAGGCGAUGACUUCGAAGACGGCAUCAACUGGGCCGCCGUCAACGAAUUCACGUCCACCAACCCCCUCGCGACAUUCAUGCCCCCCUCCCGCCCCUCGGACGCCAUCGACGUGCCGGACUACUACUUCGCGUGGGACGAGUCCGACUCCGACAGCGACAGCGGCGACGACUCCGGCGACGGCGCGGCGACGCUCUUCACGCCGCCCAAUAGUCCCGCGUCAUCGUCCGCGCCCGCGCCCGCACCCUCUGGCGGCUCCGUGCUUCUGCAGCCGCCGGACUGGCAGCCGCCUGUCCACUGGCCUCUUGUCGUGGCGAGCCCGUACAGGGAGGGGCGGUGGGUGGCGCUGUAUGAGGAUGGCAGGAUGGUGGAGUUGGAUUGA
Messenger RNA from Purpureocillium lilacinum, 732 nucleotides. RefSeq lists its product as uncharacterized. The record is from RefSeq and is a predicted model, not a curated record. Lineage: Eukaryota; Fungi; Ascomycota; Sordariomycetes; Hypocreales; Ophiocordycipitaceae.